CCUGGACAGAAGGUCUGGAUUGGUGCAAUGCUGGUUGGAUCCUUGAUGGGACUGUCCACUACCCCAUCAUCAACUCCAGGGAACCUUGUGGGGGUCGUCUCCUCCUGCCUGGGGUCCGAACCUAUGGGGCCAGGGACAAGCAGAAGGACAGAUUUGAUGCUUUCUGCUUUACUUCUGCUCUUCAAGGUCAAGUCUACUUCAUCCGUGGCCACCUGAACUUCAAGGAGGCUGCCCAAGCUUGCCACAGCCAUGGAGCUGCCCUGGCCAAGGUGGGGCAACUCUACUCUGCCUGGAAGUUCUCCCAGCUGGAUCGCUGUGACGGGGGGUGGUUGGCCGACGGCAGCGUGAGGUAUCCCAUCACCACCCCCCGGGAGCGUUGCGGGGGCCUCCCCGACCCCGGGGUGAGAAGCUUCGGCUUCCCCAGCAAGGAGAUGAGGACUUAUGGCACCUACUGCUUCGUUAGGAAGUAG
Acanthisitta chloris (rifleman) is the source of this 470-nucleotide messenger RNA. Its product is annotated as hyaluronan and proteoglycan link protein 2-like. Gene Ontology annotation, molecular function: hyaluronic acid binding. The transcript is spliced from 2 exons. Lineage: Eukaryota; Metazoa; Chordata; Aves; Passeriformes; Acanthisittidae. The record is from RefSeq and is a predicted model, not a curated record. Gene Ontology annotation, biological process: cell adhesion. The annotation marks the transcript as partial.